This is a messenger RNA of Lycium ferocissimum, 847 nucleotides long. Its product is annotated as tryptophan aminotransferase-related protein 4-like. Lineage: Eukaryota; Viridiplantae; Streptophyta; Magnoliopsida; Solanales; Solanaceae. Gene Ontology annotation, molecular function: transaminase activity; carbon-sulfur lyase activity. The record is from RefSeq and is a predicted model, not a curated record. The transcript has a single exon. Bases 53 to 586 code for a protein of 177 amino acids. Gene Ontology annotation, biological process: amino acid metabolic process.
UCCAAUGUUUUUAGAGCCAUUUUGAAAUCAAAAUGCGGGGAGUAGUGGCAUUAUGGUGGCUGGGUGGCACAGAAUGGGAUAUGAAUUUGAGGAAGGCUCUCUCAUCUCCAAGCAAUCGGAGAAUGUAAUCCACAAAUUGCAUGACACUGUUGAAAAUGCAAACACAUCCAACAAGUACAUACUAUUUGGUGCUGGCUCGACUCAGCUUCUUAAUGCGGCGGUGUACGCUCUGUCCCACACCGCCAAUUCAUCUUUAUCUUCAUCACUUGCCAAAGUUGUUGCUUCCGCUCCUUACUACCCAAUUUACAAAUCGCAAACAGAGCUUUUGGAUUCGAAGAAAUACAAGUUUAGUGGCGAUACAUCCUCGUGGAAAAACAAAACAAGGAGUACCAACUUCAUUGAGUUUGUGACUUGCCCAAACAAUCCGGAUCGGCAACUAAACAAUGCAGUCCGUCAAGGAAAACUUGCAAAGCAUGUUUAUGAUUUAGCUUACUAUUGGCCACAUUACAUUCCAAUUCCAACUCGUAUGGAUAAAAACCUCAUGUUAUUUACACUUUCUAAGCUCACUGGUCAUGCCGGUAGCUGAUUUGGGUAACACCUUUAAAUUUAUCACGCAUGUUUGUGUUUUAAUAAUUACUAUAGUAAGUACGUAACCAAUGGCUUUAAUUAAUUUUCUCUUAUAUAUAGAUGGGCCAUAGUCAAAGACAAAGCUGUCUAUGAAAGGAUGGUGGAAUACAUAAAUUUAAACACGUAUGGUGUUUCACGUGAGACACAGUUGGGAGCUUUGAAACUCUUAAAUGUUGUGCUACAAGGAGAUGGAAGAAAAAUGUUUUGAUUUGCACAUACA